Molecule: messenger RNA, 888 nt
Organism: Propithecus coquereli (Coquerel's sifaka)
Lineage: Eukaryota; Metazoa; Chordata; Mammalia; Primates; Indriidae
Gene: EIF3K
Product: eukaryotic translation initiation factor 3, subunit K
Exons: 8
Coding region: 198-854 (218 amino acids)
Biological process (GO): regulation of translational initiation
Cellular component (GO): cytoplasm; eukaryotic translation initiation factor 3 complex
Molecular function (GO): translation initiation factor activity; ribosome binding
Source: RefSeq, a predicted model, not a curated record
GGAAGAAGUCACGUGGCAGUCGGAAAGCGUGACGGCAGCUGCAAAAGCUUCCCCGCCCUUCGCGGCUCUGCCAGGGCUGGAGCAACAAUGACGCAGUUUCCGUUUCCGCCACCUCUUUUUUUUUCUUCCGGUCCUGGAGGCUGUCCUGCCGCUCUGGUGUUCGCCUCCAGUCCUGGUCGUGGACGGCGACAGUAGUCAUGGCGAUGUUUGAGCAGAUGAGAGCGAACGUGGGCAAGUUGCUCAAGGGUAUCGACAGGUACAAUCCCGAGAACCUGGCCACCCUGGAGCGCUACGUGGAGACACAGGCCAAAGAGAAUGCCUAUGAUCUGGAAGCCAAUCUGGCUGUCCUGAAGCUGUACCAGUUCAACCCAGCCUUCUUUCAGACCACGGUCACUGCCCAGAUCCUGCUGAAGGCCCUCACCAACCUGCCGCACACCGACUUCACCCUGUGCAAGUGCAUGAUCGACCAGGCGCACCAAGAAGAGCGGCCGAUCCGACAGAUUCUGUACCUCGGGGACCUGCUGGAGACCUGCCACUUCCAGGCUUUCUGGCAAGCCCUGGAUGAAAACAUGGACCUCUUAGAAGGUAUAACUGGCUUUGAAGACUCCGUUCGAAAAUUUAUCUGCCAUGUCGUGGGUAUCACCUACCAGCACAUUGACCGCUGGCUGCUGGCUGAGAUGCUCGGGGACCUGUCAGACAGCCAGCUGAAGGUGUGGAUGAGCAAGUACGGCUGGAGCGCGGACGAGUCGGGGCAGAUCUUCAUCUGUAGCCAGGAAGAGAGCAUCAAGCCCAAGAACAUCGUGGAGAAGAUCGACUUUGACAGUGUGUCCAGCAUCAUGGCCUCCUCCCAGUAACUGCAGGCAUUUAAUAAAGACUUGUUCACUUAGC